AUGGCGGAGGAUCAGGUCUGGCGUGGGGUGGGAUGGGGAAUGGAGGGAGUGCGACACAGGGAGAAUCAGCAGAGACAUGCGGGAGGACGGGUGGACGAGGAAAUAGAGAGUGCGGCGAGUGCGCUCCCUAUGCAGAGGCAUCAUCCACGAGCGGCGGAGAAUCCUGCUGCGGUGCAUGCAGAGGAACUAGAGGAUGGUGAAUGGGUGGCUGUGGAGACGGAACUGGCGGGACUGGAGAAUGCGGGGCCCCAGGUUUUCGAGGAGACGGAGCGAGGGUUUGAGGAGGCUGGCGACCGCAUCGCAGCUGGCGGCAGGGUGCGUACCACAGCAGAGCUAAUGCGGCGUUUGACGUUGGUGGCAAGGUCCGUGGCCAGGACUUCGUCGGAGCAACGUGUUCGUCUCAGCGACUGCAUGGCAGAGAUUCGCGAGUUUGGGUUGCAGAUGCAGGGUUGGGACAUGCGCCACAUGCAGGACUACGAUGAUCUAACUCACGAGUACCACGAGCUCAAGGCUGAGGUGGUCCGGGAACGCAACGAGCUAAACCAAUUGCGUACUGUUGUUUCGACCUCUGUCGCCGAGGCACGAGCGGCAGCAGCUGAUGCGGGUCGCGCAGCUGCAGCAGCGGCUGUGGGAGCAUUGCAGGAAAAGUUAGAGGGUUUUUUCGAGAACUUAGGGGUGAAGCUGAAGAGUGUGGUUGAGCAGGUGAUAGAGCGAUCGUCGCUGGAGGCCACGAUCACAUCCAGCUCCAUGGAACACCUGCAAGCAGCUAUUGACAACAGUGUAUACACAGUGUGGGAGGAUCUCAGAACAGCCGACGACCAGAACAAUCUGACUUUCACCAAGAUUCAGAAGGCGCUUUCUGGACUGUCAACAAAGCUCAAAGGGCUGACUGGACCCAUCAAAGUCCGAAAACCACCCACCGCCGGAGCAGAGGCCACACCAAGGCCUUCGCGAACGCAGCCCGAAGCAGAUUCCCCGGACAUCCCAAUCUCCGCAGCACAACGACCGCCGAGGCAAGGAUGGUGGAACGCGAAAAGGAGGAUAAGCGGCGGAGAGAGGAGCAAAAAAGGGAGGAGGCGAGGAAGGUGGAAUGCGAAAAGGAGGAGAAGCGGCAGAAGGAGGAGGAGGAGCGGAAGAGGGAGGAGGCGAGGAAGGCGGAACGCGAAAAGGAGGAGAAGCGGCAGAAGGAGGAGGCGAGGAAGGCGGAACGCGAAAAGGAGGAGAAGCGGCAGAAGGAGGAGCGGAAAAAGGAGGAGUCGAGGAAGGCGGAACGCGAAAAGGAGGAGAAGCGGCAGAAGGAGGAGGCGAGGAAGGCGGAACGCGAAAAGGAGGAGAAGCGGCAGAAGGAGGAGGAGGAGCGGAAAAAGGAGGAGGCGAGGAAGGUGGAACGCGAAAAGGAGGAGAAGUGGCAGGAGGAGGAGCGGAAAAAGGAGCAGGCGAGGAAGGCGGAACGCGAAAAGGAGGAGAAGCGGCAGAAGCAGGACGAGGAGCGGAAGAGGGAGGAGGCGAGGAAGGCGGAACGCGAAAAGGAGGAGAAGCGGCAGAAGGAGGAGGAGGAGCGGAAGAGGGAGGAGGCGAGGAAGGCGGAACGCGAAAAGGAGGAGAAGCGGCAGAAGGAGGGAGGACGAGGAGCGGAAGAGGGAGGAGGCGAGGAAGGCGGAACGCGAAAAGGAGGAGAAGCGGCAGAAGGAGGAGGAGGAGCGGAAGAGGGAGGAGGCGAGGAAGGCGGAACGCGAAAAGGAGGAGAAGCGGCAGAAGGAGGAGGAGGAGCGGAAGAGGGAGGAGGCGAGGAAGGCGGAACGCGAAAAGGAGGAGAAGCGGCAGAAGGAGGAGGAGGAGCGGAAGAGGGAGGAGGCGAGGAAGGCAGAACACGAAAAGGAGGAGAAGCGGCAGCAGGAGGACAAGGAGCGGAAGAGGGAGGAGGCGAGGGAGGUGGAACGCGAAAAGGAGCAGAAGCGGCAAGAGGAAGAAGAGGAGCGGAGAAGAGAGGAGGCGAGGAAGGCGGAACGCGAAAGGGAGCAGAAGCGGCAAGAUAAGAAGAGGAGCGGAAGAGGGAGGAGGCGAGGAAGGCGGAACGCGAAAAGGAGGAGAAGCGGCAGAAGGAGGAGGAGGAGCGGAAGAGGGAGGAGGCGAGGAAGGCGGAACGCGAAAAGGAGGAGAAGCGGCAGAAGGAGGAGGAGGAGCGGAAGAGGGAGGAGGCGAGGAAGGCGGAACGCGAAAAGGAGGAGAAGCGGCAGAAGGAGGGAGGACGAGGAGCGGAAGAGGGAGGAGGCGAGGAAGGCGGAACGCGAAAAGGAGGAGAAGCGGCAGAAGGAGGAGGAGGAGCGGAAGAGGGAGGAGGCGAGGAAGGCGGAACGCGAAAAGGAGGAGAAGCGGCAGAAGGAGGAGGAGGAGCGGAAGAGGGAGGAGGCGAGGAAGGCGGAACGCGAAAAGGAGGAGAAGCGGCAGAAGGAGGAGGAGGAGCGGAAGAGGGAGGAGGCGAGGAAGGCAGAAUGCGAAAAGGAGGAGAAGCGGCAGAAGGAGGAGGAGGAGCGGAAGAGGGAGGAGGCGAGGAAGGCGGAACGCGAAAAGGAGGAGAAGCGGCAGAAGGAGGAGGAGCGGAAGAGGGAGGAGGCGAGGAAGGCGGAACGCGAAAAGGAGGAGAAGCGUCAGGAAGAAGAGGAAGAGCGGAAGAGGGAGGAGGCGAGGAAGGCGGAACGCGAAAAGGAGGAGAAGCGGCAGAAGGAGGAGGCGAGGGCGAUGGAAAGGAGGCGGGCACAAAGGGAGGCGGAGUUAGAAGCUAAGCGUCAGCAGAUUGCAAAGAUCGCUGAAACAAAGCGGUUGGAGGCAGCAAAGCGUAAACGAGACCUCGAAAUAGAGCGUCAGAAAGCCAUGGAGGAGAUCGAGCGUAUUGCACGGUUGGAGGAAGCCGCAAAGGAGGAAGAGGAGAGGCAACAAAAGGAGUUAGAGGCAGAAACAGAGAAAAUGGAAAACGAGAGGCGACGGAUUGCGGUAGUGGACCUCGUGGAGGAGCGGCAGGGUUCAGUACAACUGACAGGCCAUGGAGUUUUAGAGACUCAACCGCCAUCGAAAAGGCCACGCAUUGACCAGGCAGGAAUGAACUUCGACGCGGAUGAGGGGUCUUUGGGGACAGCUGCGUCAGAUGAAUGUGUUGGUGAAAAUGUGUCGGGAAAUCAGAACGUUCAACCAACGCUGGGGGAGGCGACGGGAGAGGUGGCACCGCGAAGAAAGGAUGCGCUACCAGAUGAGCUAGGGAAGCGGUGGGGAGAAACAAGGCAUUUCAGAUCGAGUGGUCUUACCACACGCGAAAAGAAGAACAAGAAGGGGGAAGUGGUGUCCGUGCGCUUCAACUCGGAGCAAACCAUUAGAGGUGUGAAGAGGAACAUGGGGAGCUACAAGGAGAGGAAGCGGCGAGAUUUCACAGUGGCCGUCUGUUGGAUGACCUACUUCCCCGACACCGACAUGCCACAUUACGGCUUGGAUCCUGCCGAGCUUGGCUUGUGGGCGGUCCACCUCGAUUUCGCUCGUGACCUCCCGACGGGUGUCUGGAGUGUCAUGAACGAAUUGAACCUCGACAAGUUCGAGAACUUCGAAAACGUCAUGAACAAGACAAAUGCACGGGUGAAGGACGGCGCACAUUUCCAGGUGGCCGUUUGCACAGGGAUUGGACAGGCCCUGGUACACGGAGGGAGUGGGCUGGUGUCGCCCCCCGCGAAUGUCACUCCCGCGGUCUAUGCAGCGGGAGUAGCUGCAACCCUCUACACCUUGUGGUGUGCCUCGAUCGGCAUUCCCCACCAGGACUGGGCGGAGGGUGCGGAUGAGGCGGCUCGUGGCACGCUCAACGAGGCAAGCCUUGCGAGUCAAGCAACUUCUACUGCUUGGCUUGGAGUGUGGACUUUAAAAGCCGUGAAGAACCUAACGCACGAGAAGGCGGAUUGGGAAGUGGUGCUCACCAAGGCCAUUCUCGGCCUUGUGGAUCCCGAGCCCGGGGAGGCAGAGGCUAUCGAAAUGGCCAAGGUUGUUUCGAGGGUGCUGGUGUACUGGUGCGAGUGCUGUCACGCAAACCAAAAUCUUUACGCGUAUCAGGGUGGGAUGCUCCAUUUUCCCCAGCCCACAAAAGGGGGACGGCGGAAGGGGAAUGCGGGAGGCAACGAGUGA
This is a messenger RNA of Closterium sp. Yama58-4, 4158 nucleotides long. The record is from the annotation of a GenBank genome assembly. NCBI's taxonomy places the organism in Eukaryota, Viridiplantae, Streptophyta, Zygnematophyceae, Desmidiales, Closteriaceae.